AUGUCGACAACGCUCCCUCUGUUUUGGGACUUGUCUUCGGCUUCCAAGAAACAGCGGAUCGACGCCUCUGUCAAGCUCAUUGGCGCCUUGGAGCAAUUUCAAUCGCAGUUUUCUCCCAAACAACCACAAGACUCAGACUCAGACGACGAAGAGUCGCCGAAAACGAACCCAAUCGACCUCUUCAAUGCCCAGGAUGUCUCUUAUUCGAUACGCCGUCUUAUUCGGGGCCUUGCAAGUCCACGAGAAAGCAGUAGGCUGGGGUUUGCUGUCGCGUUGACUGAGUUACUCUCGCGUCUCGAUACAGUAACAAGCAGCCAGAUACUGACUCAGCUGGCGGAGUCGACCAAGCCGCAAGGUUCCAUGACCGGCCAAGAAGAGCGCGAUCUACUUUUUGCUCGUCUAUUUGGCAUUACUUCCAUAAUCCAGUCCGGCCUCCUUGUCCGCACGACACCAUUACGCUUUUCUCCGUCUUCUGACACGUCGGCGUCCUCACUUUCCAGCUUCCAGGAGGCGAUAUCCACGCUCUUAGGAUUGGGCGACAAAAAGUCGUGGCUAAGGGAAAGCGCGUGGUGGACAAUUGGCCUCGCUAUCGAUUCACUGAAUGUAGCCAAGGUCUCCUGGAAGGAUGAGGCAUUCGAUUUCCUUGUGGAUGCGUUAUUUGGGGAGAACAAUACUGUCUGGUCGCCAGAGAAGAUCGCAAUGACACUGAAACUCCAGGCGAUCCUCCCACGACGUGAAUGGCAAAAGCUUCUCUGCCCUCCCUUCAAAAAUGUAGACCUCCUCAGCAGCUCCAACCUGUUAACUAUUGCAAAAAUUCUCAAGGAAUCCUCCUCUGAUCUGGAUGAGAACGACAACUCAUUCAAGUCGGCGACAGGUCCUUGGAACCCUCAACUUCCCUUUGUCUGGGACGUCAUCCUUGAUCAACUGCUCCCCGAGUCGUCAAAACCGUCGGUUAUCACCAAAGGCACCUUUCCCGAGUUUUUUAGAGUUGUUGUUGAUGACUCGUUAUUUUCUUCAACUUCCUCUCAGGAGCGCAAAUAUAGUGGCUUUCAAGUAUUCCGAAAAGCCCUUUCUCGUGUUACGCCCAACACACUACCAAUGCUCUUCACAAAAAAUUUCAUGCGUUCGUGGAUCAACCACCUCUCGCAUCCUGAUCGCCACUUGCACAAAGUUGCUAAACAAGUUGCGUCGGAUAUACAGAGUCUCGUCAAAAGCCAACCUCAGCUCGGUUUUGCCUUCAUCAUGGAACUCACCGGUGUUAACGGGAACACACAAUUUGACAAGUUGACCAAGUCAAAGACGGUGGAAUCCAUAUUGGCUUCUAUGGACACCAGUGGUAUAAAGGACUAUAUUCAGCAUCUCCUGAGACAGGUCAAUCCAGAUGAGCAACCCGAUGUCUCCGCAAUUAACCUCCAAAGAGCCUGGAUCAUCGACCAGCUAUCCAGUCUCAUUCGCAAUGCCGUGGUCCCAACAGACGACAAUUGUAAGAUGUUGGUACUUGACUGGUUGGUUGUCCAUGGACUAUUUGUCAUCAAGAAAAAGUCGGAAAAGAGUCCAUAUCAUGCGCUGCAUAAACUUCCGACGCCGCCGUUCUCUGACGCUCUGCGACAGCAAUGUCGCGACCGUCUUCUAUCAUGUCUUGCCGAUCUGACCAGCCGAGUGCAGACAGUCAAGUUGGAUGGGGACAACACUGUCAAAUAUCCAGGCAUCUCGUCCAACGGGGACCUUUGGAUUAGUCGGGUUAUUCGAAGCCUGGAAACCCUCAAGAACGACAGCAAACACGUUGCGCUCCUGGCCGACAUCGACGAUGAAGAUGCCGCAGUAUACUCCUCCGUCAAAGCAGCUAUCGAACAAGUUGGCUCAGCGUCUGAAACCAUGAAAGAAACGGCCAAAGGAAUGGAGCUUCUCUUGUCGGGCAUGCUACUGGACCAAUACGUCGACGACCAACCGGAGCGUGAUCUGACAGGGUUAGAGGAAUGCGUCGAAGCCUGCACUCGGCUUUUCGCUCCCCCGAAGAAAGUCAAGAGUAAAAAGAAUAAGAAAGCGAGCACGGAUGAGCCACAGUCAGAUCUACCAGAGCCCAUCGACAUCGUGGUCGACACUAUCAUUGGCUUCCUCGAAAAGUCAACUGCUUUCCUGCGCGUCGUUGGCAACCAGGCUUUCACCCUUAUAUCCAGCUCUGUUCGAGCAUCAACUGUUGACCUGAUUCUUUCGCAACUAGAAAGAAGGAAUCCAGAGGAGCUGGCACACGAGAGCGAGAACGACGAGCCGGAAGACGGUGAUGAAGAGGGCAGUGAAAGCUCUAGCAGUGACUCUGACAUCGAGAUUGACGAAGAAAGCGACGACGGAGAAGUUGAUAUGGAACUCCGGCGCAAAAUAGAGGAGGCCCUCAAGGUCAACGGAGUGGAUGCUGAAGAUGGCUCACAUGACGAGGAAAGUGACGAGGACCUGAUGGACGACGAACAAAUGAUGGCCAUCGAUGAACAACUCGCCCAAGUUUUCAGAAUGCGGGAGGGGGAGAAGAAGGGCAAAAAUGUCGAUGCACAACGGGAAGCCACCCAUUUCAAGAACAGAGUCCUCGAGCUUGUCGACACCUUUCUCAAAAAAGAGGCCACCAGUCCGCUGCUCGUUCGCUUCCUACUUCCUUUGGUCGAACUCUCUUCUGGCACCAGCUCCGAUGAGGGCCAUCUCACCGACAAGGCCAAAGGCAUCCUGCGCUCGCGAAUCUCCAAGUCAAAAAGUGUGCCGUCCAAUGCGAACAUGGAUGAUAUCAAAUCUGCCUUGAGCGAAGUACACUCGCGUGCAACAAGAGUGCACUCUCCAGAGCUAUUAGGCCUGUUGAGCCACUGCAGUCUGUACCUCUCCAAGAUUCUGAUCGAGGCAUCAGAGCACAAGUCCGUGGUCGACGCAUACCGGUCCUCCCUGCAGGACUUUGUCAGCCGCAAAAACUCGGCGCUCAACCAAGCCUUCUUCAGCGAGGCCAUACGCCGCUAUCCAGAAGCGUUCUGGGCUCUCAAAACCGAUAUAACAGCCCUCGCCAACACAGCCAUCAAUGGAUAUCGACGUCUGCAGUGUUUGCAACUACUGCAGACACUCUUGAGCCGGCUCCCUUCCGUAGAAAAGCAGGAGGGCAUCGCAGCACUGUUGCGGUCUUUCCGGGAGGCCCUCACAGAUUGCGUCACAGAGGCUUGUCAGGAAGACAACAACGUGUUUACCGUUGCCCAGAUGAAAGAGCUGCUCAAACUGGCUUCAUUCGCCAUGCGACAGACAUAUCGCGUCCUUACUCCAACCGAGGCCCGGAAAGCUUGGAAUCCAGAAGCGUGGCAGGCCCUCAGCCAGAGUUUGGCAACGUCCACCCAUUUCAAAGCUGCCGUUGGGGUCCACAAGUCGUGCGAAAAAUUGGGAGUCUCGCCGCAAACUCCAACUGUCGCAACAAAACGCAAGGUCGAGGCUGACGAUGCUGCUGUUGAACCGCCAAAGGCAAAGAAAAAGAAGGUGCGCCAAUAA
Mycena indigotica is the source of this 3507-nucleotide messenger RNA. RefSeq lists its product as uncharacterized. NCBI's taxonomy places the organism in Eukaryota, Fungi, Basidiomycota, Agaricomycetes, Agaricales, Mycenaceae. The transcript has 13 exons. Gene Ontology annotation, molecular function: transcription factor binding; rDNA binding. Gene Ontology annotation, biological process: regulation of DNA-templated transcription. Gene Ontology annotation, cellular component: nucleolus. The record is from RefSeq and is a predicted model, not a curated record. The coding region runs from base 1 to 3507 and encodes 1168 amino acids.